AUGGACAAGAACCAGAUGUUUAACCAAGCAAAGCCAUAUUUAGCUGUAAUUUUCUUGCAGUUUGGCUAUGCUGGUACAUCUAUAGUGGCAAAGUUUGCUCUAAACCAAGGAAUGAGCCAUUAUACUUUUGCUGUCUAUCGGAAUGUCAUAGCCGCUGUUGUCUUUGCUCCUUUUGCUAUGGUCUUAGAAAGGCCAGUUAUCGACCAGAACCUGUACUAUACAGGGAUGAAGUAUACUACAGCAACUUUUGCAGCAGCAAUGACCAAUAUUCUUCCCGCUAUAACUUUUUUAAUGGCUUGGAUCCUCAGGCUCGAGCAGAUGAAUAUCAAGACAGUACACAGCCAGGCGAAAAUAGUAGGGACUCUGGUGACUGUCGGAGGAGCAAUGAUUAUGGCGGGAAUUAUUGCUUCAGGAGUAAGUUAUUAUGUGUCGGGACUAAUAAUAAAGGUGAAAGGACCAGUUUUUGUCACAUUGUUUAAUCCUCUAUGCAUGGUUAUCGUAGCAGUUAUGGGCUCCUUCAUUUUAGCCGAGCAAAUGGACUUGGGAAGGGUUCUUGGAGCUGUCACCAUAGUUGUUGGUCUAUACACUGUCAUAUGGGGAAAGAGCAAGGAUCAAAGUAUAUCCAAGUCACACGGUGAUCAGAUAAAACCUAUUGACAAACAAAUCAAUACAAUAAAUGGUGGCGUGAAGACUGCAAAUCAUGAAAUUCUUGAUGUUUCAGGAGCAAUACAUCCCCAUGAAGCUGGAAUCAUAAAGAGCCGCAAAGCUUUCCCUGAUAGCAGACAUAGGCAUUAUCUUGCGCAAGCUCUACUCUCUAAUUUCUCGAUGGUAAAUCUAGUGCUUCCUGACAGGGCAUGCAACUGCAUUCCUGGCCUCAAAUCCACCUUGUUUCCCAGAGUGGAAAUGUCAUUGAUAUCGGAUUAUGUUAACUGGAAGUAA
Messenger RNA from Ilex paraguariensis (yerba mate), 939 nucleotides. The record is from the annotation of a GenBank genome assembly. Lineage: Eukaryota; Viridiplantae; Streptophyta; Magnoliopsida; Aquifoliales; Aquifoliaceae.